GAGCUGAGUCCAUAUGGGACCAUGCCCAGGCCCACAGGACAAUGGAGCCCCCUACCCAACUCCUGCUUCUCUGCAUAGCCCUGAUCUCAACAGCAAAGGCGGAAGCUCCGAAGGAAGGAGACCCAUUUACAUAUGACUACCAGUCCCUGAGGAUUGGAGGGCUAGUUUUCGCUGGCAUCCUCUUCAUCCUUGGCAUCCUCAUCAUCCUCAGCCGCAGAUGUCGCUGCAAAUUCAACCAACAGCAAAGAACUGGGGAACCCGAUGAAGAAGAGGGUACUUUCCGCAGCUCCAUCCGUCGCCUGUCCAGCAGAAGGCGGUAGGAGCCUGAGAUGAAGUCAGAGAGACUGACCAGGUUUCCCAGGGUUCCUGCCCGCGCUCCCACUCCCACGGUGCCCCCAGCACCUCCAAACCUGUAAUAAAGGCCAGUCUUCCACGCGCA
Molecule: messenger RNA, 439 nt
Organism: Phascolarctos cinereus (koala)
Lineage: Eukaryota; Metazoa; Chordata; Mammalia; Diprotodontia; Phascolarctidae
Gene: FXYD1
Product: FXYD domain containing ion transport regulator 1
Biological process (GO): monoatomic ion transport; regulation of sodium ion transmembrane transporter activity
Cellular component (GO): membrane
Molecular function (GO): sodium channel regulator activity
Source: RefSeq, a predicted model, not a curated record